AUGUCCUUCAAGAGGAAAUCCCAUGGUGACAAACAUGAUUUCGAUGGCAUUGGAGGUGUACUGGCACAUGCUUUCUUUCCAGCGUAUGGCUUAAAUAUCGGCGGCGAUAUCCACUUUGACGCUGACGAGGAUUGGACCGUCGAAAACACUAAAAUCGGUUCAAAAUCGCAUCUGUUCUCGGCCGCAGUUCACGAACUUGGUCACUCGCUCGGAUUGGGGCAUACCUCGACAAAUGUCAACGAUGAGUCGCUGAUGUUUGCUUUUUACAAACAGUUGCCUACAUAUUACGAAUUGCCACUAUAUGAUAGGAAAAACAUCCAACUGCUGUAUGGAGUUCCAGAAAUUAAACGAGGAGAAAAGAAUUCUCGAUUUACUACCACGACGACACAGAUACCUAAGCCUCGAUCUAAGCCAAAAUCGCUGCAAAGACAAAUAAAACUGAGACACAAACAUAAUUCGUUAAGUUCAAUGUCUAACCACAUUAUAAAACCCCAAACAACCACGCGUCGACCCACCACCAACUAUGAGGAGACCCGGGGAUGUCAUCUCGGGAAGUACGACGCCGUGAGCCUCUUAAGUGGGUCGUUAUGGAUAUUUUCCGGAGAAUAUUUGUGGUUGGUGAGAGAUAUGGAAAACCCUACUUACAAGGAGUCAACCAGAAUAGAUGGUUACUUCAAAUUCAACAAACAAAUCGAUCACGUGGACGCAGUUUAUGAAAGGUCUGAUGGUAACAUGGUGUUUUUUAUUGGUCGUGAGUACUACAUCUUCAAUAGGCCCAAUGUUUUAAUAUAUUCCGGGCCCCUCACCGAUUUUGGCUUGCCUCGUAAUCUAAAAAAAAUUGACGCUGCCAUGAUCUGGAAACACGACAAAGGGACUUACUUCAUUAGCGGAAUGAGUUACUGGAA
Copidosoma floridanum is the source of this 905-nucleotide messenger RNA. Its product is annotated as matrix metalloproteinase-2-like. Gene Ontology annotation, molecular function: metalloendopeptidase activity; zinc ion binding. The record is from RefSeq and is a predicted model, not a curated record. Gene Ontology annotation, biological process: proteolysis; extracellular matrix organization; collagen catabolic process. Gene Ontology annotation, cellular component: extracellular matrix. Lineage: Eukaryota; Metazoa; Arthropoda; Insecta; Hymenoptera; Encyrtidae.